Messenger RNA from Zymoseptoria tritici IPO323, 936 nucleotides. Its product is annotated as catechol 1,2-dioxygenase-like protein. Gene Ontology annotation, biological process: catechol-containing compound metabolic process. Gene Ontology annotation, molecular function: catechol 1,2-dioxygenase activity; ferric iron binding. The record is from RefSeq and is a predicted model, not a curated record. Bases 1 to 936 code for a protein of 311 amino acids. The transcript is spliced from 7 exons. NCBI's taxonomy places the organism in Eukaryota, Fungi, Ascomycota, Dothideomycetes, Mycosphaerellales, Mycosphaerellaceae.
AUGGCAUCCGAAACCAACGGCAACAGCGGCGCUCCCAUCGAGGAGGAGAUGGGCAAGGAAUGGACGGAGAAGAUCAUCAAGUCGAUGGGUCCCAAGACGGAUCCCAGAAUGAGAGAGGUCAUGGGCUCUCUGAUUCGCCAUCUUCACGACUUCGCACGCGAAGUUGAUCUGACCUUCGAUGAGUGGGUGAAAGGAGUGGACAUGAUCAACUGGGCCGGAAAGAUGUCGAACGAGAGACGCAACGAAGGCGGACUUAUGUGUGAUGUUAUCGGGCUGGAGUCCCUCGUCGACUACAUCACAUACAAGAAAGCCGCAGCAUCCGGCGAUGCCACUGCCUCUGCCAUUCUUGGCCCAUUCCGCCGACUGGACAGACCGACCCGAGACUUUGGCAGCACCAUCACCUUUGACACUCCCAAGGACGGAGAGGUGGCGUGGAUGCAUGGAAUCGUCACGGAUGCCAAGACUGGGCAACCUUUGAAAGGCGCGGAGGUUGAGGUCUGGCAGGCAUCUACAAACGGGCUCUACGAGCAGCAAGAUGAGAAUCAAGUCGAGCACAAUCUUGCCGGGAAGUUCUUCACCACCGACAAAGGGGAGUAUGCCUUUUACUGCCUUCGACCGACGCCAUACCCAGUGCCUGGCGACGGACCUGCCGGCGAAAUGUUGAGGCUCAUGGACCGCCAUCCAUAUCGUCCCGCUCACAUUCACUUGAUCGUGUCGAUCGACGGCUACAAAUCAAUCACCACCCAAAUCUUUGACAGCGAGUCGAAAUACCUCGAAGACGACAGCGUGUUUGCGGUCAAGGACGGCUUGGUUGUCAAGUUCGUGCCUCGCAAGGACGAUCCGAAUGCACAGGUUGAACUCAACUACGACGUGGCACUGGCUCCAUUAGGAGAGAAGGGCGCUUCGAGUGCUCCGGAAGCACACUCGGCUUACUGA